GUUGUUAAUUACAUUUCGCGCUUCGCCGCUGCUUUCAGACUUCCAUGGCAAUCCCGCCAUAAAAUCACUGAACCAAAAUUGAUUUUCUUCACGGGGAGAGAGAGAGAGAGAGAGAGAGAUCGGAGAUGGAGUUCAGUAUAAGCGGCAACGCGCUAAAGUCUUUCGCUAGAUCCAUAAUCUGCCUCGCACGCGUCGGCAACGAGCUCGUCGUUCAAGCUUCCCCCACACAGCUGGGAUUGCACACUUUGAACGCUUCGCGUUCUGCGUAUCAGUCCAUCACAUUGGAGUCGAGUUUCUUUGAUGCUUAUGCUGUUCAAGGUCCUCAAGCUCAUUUCAGCGUCCUUUUGAAGGCUGUUUGUUCUGUUCUUAGGACCCCUGUCGCUAGCAUUGAUCAUAUGAGUGUGCAGUUGCCAGAUCAUGACGCGUCUAAAGUCAAAUGGGCAUUGGAAUGUUACAGUGGUAUGAAGAAAACAUAUUGGAUUACUUGCAAUGUGGAACCAGAUAUACAGCAUCUGUCGCUUGAUAGGAGAAGGUUUCCGAGUAGUUUAGUUGUGCAUCCUCGGAAUCUGAGCAAGUUGCUUGGAAACUUUCAGUCAUCCCUCCAAGAGAUUACAAUAAUCGCUACAGACCAAACUUCUUUCCCCUCUGAUGCUGCUAGUGAAAUUGGUGGGAAAGCUGUUGAGUUCCAGAGCUAUGUGGAUCCGACCAAAGAUGGUGACUCUUUGUUACAUACUAAGCUAUGGAUAGAUCCAUCAGAAGAAUUUUUGCAGUAUACUCACGCAGGUGAUCCUAUUGACAUCACAUUUUCUUUGAAGGAACUGAAGGCCUUUCUUUCAUUCUGUGAGGGCUGUGAAGCUGACAUUCAUCUCUUUUUCGAAAAAGCUGGCGAGCCAAUACUGAUGGCUCCAAAAUUUGGGUUGGGUGAUGGGUCAAGCUCAAGUUUUGAUGCCACACUCGUUCUCGCGACGAUGCUUGUGUCUCAGCUUCAGGAAGGGGUUCCUCCAGGACCUCCGGAAGCAGCGAACUCCACAGGCGGCAAUGCUGCCGAGCAAGUGGGAUCAGAGCCUCAAGAACGGUCAAGACAGAGUGCAUUUGAGCAACCAUCUGAUCACACACGAGUUUGGUCUGAACUUUCAGGAACUGGCACUAAGAGCAUUAGCGGUUCUGAAGAGAGGCCACAGGCUCAGGGACAACAAGACGUGAAUAUCCAAAGAAUCAGAGAGAUGGACAUAUCAAAAGGUGGAGCACCAGCUGGAGACAAUGCUCCCGGACCUUCUAACUCCCAACGUCCCACACAGAUGGAUCACGCGGAAGGAUCUCGAGUACGAGCUGAGAACAACCAAAGCUUCUCCCAACGUCAUCCUAGUAAUUGGGUAGACGCAAGUGAGGAUGAAGACGAGGACGACGAGGACGGUGUUGAGGCGACGCCACCUCACAACGAAGAUUACUAACUCAAAAGUCUCUUCCCCUAACUUACCAAGUUGCAUCUUGGCCGAUAGAGCGAUAAUGAAAAGGACAAACCGGUCAACCAUCUGCUGCCUAGCGAUGCCCAUUAAUAAUUACGUAAAAGGCAUUAUCUAGCUUUUCGGCUCUCUGAUGCAAAAUAAAUUAAACAUUUGUGAGGGUUACUUGAAACUUGUAAUAACACUGUGCAUAACAAAUAAUUUGUCCAUUCAAGACCCAAGUUUCUAUUGUUAAAUGCAUAUUAUUUGUUAAAAGAAUGAUGUUAAAUGUUGCAAUGAAACCAAAUUGUAAUUUUCAGAUUUAAUGUUGAAGCCGUCCUAAUUAA
This is a messenger RNA of Brassica napus (rape), 1789 nucleotides long. RefSeq names its product cell cycle checkpoint control protein RAD9A-like. NCBI's taxonomy places the organism in Eukaryota, Viridiplantae, Streptophyta, Magnoliopsida, Brassicales, Brassicaceae. The record is from RefSeq and is a predicted model, not a curated record. The transcript has 11 exons. Gene Ontology annotation, biological process: mitotic intra-S DNA damage checkpoint signaling; DNA repair; DNA replication checkpoint signaling. Bases 126 to 1451 code for a protein of 441 amino acids. Gene Ontology annotation, cellular component: checkpoint clamp complex.